This is a messenger RNA of Caenorhabditis auriculariae, 16031 nucleotides long. Lineage: Eukaryota; Metazoa; Nematoda; Chromadorea; Rhabditida; Rhabditidae. The record is from the annotation of a GenBank genome assembly.
AUGUCAAAAAAAGCGACACAGGCCAAACAAGAGAAGGCCAUUCUGCACGAGUUCGAAUCGGCAUGUAAAGGUACUUUUUAAUGAUACAUUUUUCAUGUUUUUUCAUAAGGAAGCAAUAUUUUUUUUGUACUUUUGAGGUUCAGUGUUACGUGAUCGGUGGUUAACAGUUAUUCAUACUUUACUGAAAGUUAGAAAACAAUUAUAAUCGGUAGAGGAAUGAAAUAAAAUAAUUUAAGCAAAGUUUCUUGUAUUUAUUUUCCUCGGAUAAUCGUUUUUUCUUGUUAAAUUUGUUACCCGCUUCAAAUUAGUUAAUUUCUCUUUAUCUUUCUUUCUGUAGUUUUUUAGCUGAAUUUUCCCGAUUGAAUAGCGUAAAGGUGUGCAUACAAAACACUGGCUCGUUCGAAUAGCGAUAUUUGAAGAUUUAUCUUGGCUUUUUUUUUGGUUUCGUUUUCAUUUUAGGCUAUUUUUUCAUUCACGAGCUUUGGUUAUACCUUCAAGGGAAAUUUAUCUAUUCAUUAUUUAGUUGUUUUCUGAUUUUACUGAAAGCGGUUUGAAGCUGUUCACCCAUUUUUCUUGUUUUUUAGUGAGCCAUAGCUGAAUAGUUGACAAAAAUUGAUUUUGACUGUGCCAAGUAAGAAAGAUAUUAUUUUCACAAUAAAAAAACCGGGAAUAACGGAAAAUUUAUCAAUUAAUUUUUCUAAUAAGGGAGACUUUUUCAAUAUCUUCUUUCGAUGAUAGAGAUAACUUUUGUCCUAAUCUUUUAAAAAAACUUCCCAAGACCUCUAUAACGCAAACUGGGCGUUUCUGAGCACUCUAGGCAUCACUCAAGAUUUCUUACACUGCUAAAGGGGUUACUAGGAAUGCUCAGAAACGUUCGGUCUGUUACCAAUGCCCGAGUAGCCUGUAAUUCUUCCCGUGAACGUCUCUCGCCAAUUCAUCGGCGAAAACGCUGUAUUUUCCAAAAACUUUCAAACGCGUUCUAUCACAAAAAGUGUGAUAUGUUAUGAGAGAUAUCGCGACGAAGCUUCUUAUACCUUGGAAUCAUCGAGGUGGAGCGAAACGAAUCUUUCUGCUCGAACACAUCUAUCAGCCGGCUUGUGUAUGUGUUGCCGUGCGUGAGCCACUGGUGUGUGUCACUGAAGCUCUCGCCCUGGAUGUAAAGUCUGUUGGGAGCUUCUCCACCUCAGGGUUCCCCCUUCGAAAUCAGCUUCUUCUACCUUUUUCCACCUGUUGUUUAUUGUUUGUUUGGACAGUUAUAACUUCAUUAGCGAAGAAAGAAAAGCUUCAAAUGAACUUAAAAAUUUCUUAGAAGUGUUCGUUCAAGUGCCUCACUGUAUGCCUUGAUUUACCUUUUUGCAGGCUCUUUAUUAACUUUUUGCUUUUUGAUUUUAAAAUUGUUCAUUUUUGAAACGUUUUUCAAAACAAUAAGAGGAUCUCGUAAGUAUUUUUCAAAGCUAUUCCGCGAAAUUGAAGGAGUUGUCAGAGAGCGGAGAAGGUAACUUAUUUUUGAGAAGUCAGAUGCAUUUGAAUUACGCGCAAAUUAUUUUGAAUACGGCAAAAAAUCCCAAUCAUUUAGUUUUUCUGUGAAUAAGCUGAAAAUUCGCACAAUUAUAUACUCCAAAAAUUCAAUUUCAUAGUUUUUUUCGACAACCAAUUUUCGUUCCCUUCCAGACUGACCGAAUUGUGAACUUGCCCAUGUUUAGUCUUGUCCAAACAUACUUGGAAAGACCGCUUUUGGCGGCCGCCCACUCCAGUCAUUUUGAAGAUUCCAGCCUCGCUCUCAUUUUUUUAAAAUUUUUUUAUAAAGAAGUUUCUGAGAUAUAUAUAUUGUGAAAAAAUAUGUGGCUUUAUAACCAAUAUUAGUGUAAAUUGACCGAACUGAAAGCCUGAAAAAAAUUGAAAGAGCUGGCCAACAUAGGAAAGAAGGUAGAAAGAUUUUUAUUUCGGUUCAAAAUUCAUCCAAAUUUCUGAUAGUCUCAUACUUGCUCAUACAUGAUCUUUUUAUUUACGCUAAUGGCAUUUCACUAUUCAUUUUUAUAAAGUCAAUUGCAGGAUUUCGAAAUUUUUCAUAUUUUUUUUUGAUUUUGCUCCUACAAGUUUAUUUUAUUUGAAAGCUUUUUCACACAUUUUCUCAAUCGAAACCGAAUUCCUUAUCUUUCGUUCUCUUUUCUCACCCCUACGCUUGACUAUAUCUUUUUGGAAUCAAUCUUUGGCCAUUCUCUUCUUUUUUUUUGCGUUCUUUUCUUUUUCCGAACAUUUUGUCUCGUGCUACCGCCUCGAAUAGUGCGUGGUUCGCAAUUAAAUGAAUCCCUAGUUGUCGCGGAUACCGAUGUGAAAUGAGCGGCCGCCUGCCCUUGUGCGCCUCGAUCGGCAUCGAUCAGCAAGUCCUUCACAUUCAAGGUUCAGUUUCAAUGAGGGAAAAAGUUAUGCGGAUUCUUCAAAGAGGGUCUAUUAUAUCCCUAGAUUUUAUCGGGUUCCUCUCAGUCUACUUAUUUGAUUUUCCUUCGUAGCAGAGCUAGAAAUCGGUUUCUCUGAAAAUUUGUUUAGAUGGGCUGUCAAUGUUUCAUGAUUAAUUUUUAUGGCUUAGAAUUCUUUGAAUUGUGAUUGCUGCUUGUAGGAUUUUGUAGCGGCUUCAAAGUUUUCGAAAUGAAAACGUUGUAUCUUAACUGAAGAAGCUAUUUGCAAGGUAAUUUAUAGAUGUGAGUUUUAAAAAGAACUUUUUUUUUUUGAAUUGAAGCUUACAGAAUUUUUUCAGAAUAUAUGAUGGAAGUAAAAAUACGUUAAAGUGAAUACUCAUCUAGCAAAAUAAAAAAAAUUGGGCUUUUAUCAAGCUUGAGAACUGAAGAGGAUUAGAAAAUUUUUAAAGUACAAAAUAUUUCACAGUUUUUCAUGCAGGAGAGAGUGUUUCUUUAGAGAGAUUUCGAAAAAGGAUUAUGCAAAUCUUCUGAACAGAUUAACUAGAUCAUACUUGUUGAGGAAACAACUUAAAGUGCCUCAGUGGAGAUAACAAGAUGAAAAAAGGCCGAAUGAUCCAACAAGAUAUGAUACCGAGGCGAGAGCAUCUCCGUUGAUGUUGAAUAAUCGUAUGCAAAGCGAGAAAGAGACCCCGGUGUGUCGUCGUCGUCGUGUUGAUUGAUUGGAGGACCCAUGGCUGUCCAGUCCGUCCAAUACUCAAUAAUUUUCUCUUCUCUUUCAUUAUUUUUGCACUUUCUCCAUAUCCUUCAUCCUUUGUUGCAAAAAGAGCAAAAAUUGAGCUUGCCAAAGCUGUUGCUGGCGGGUUUUCCAUUGUUAUUCGGGUAUAAUCGGGAAGGUUAAACAGCGACGGGGAUACGUGUUAUUGUCAUUUGAUGCGCUAGAUAGAUAGAUUUGAUGACGGGAGGCGUCUAUAGGUUUUGUCGUCGGGUUUAUUUCACCCACCGAACUUCCGGCUAUCGCAUGUUUACAGUAAUAAUCCCGCCUCCUUUUGUACUCUGUACAUUUUUAUUUUUUACUCGUCUUAUGGUUCAUUCAGGGUGGAAAACUCUUUGAAAUUUUCUUUCCAAUUUUUCAGCCAAUAUUUUGAUCUUUUCUUUUUUUUCGGUAGGUCUUUAAUGAAGCUUAGGUUUCUCAAUCAGAAUGUUGUAAGGUAAUUGGAAGUUCCAAGUCUCAAAAAUGUUUCAAGUAUUUUUUGAAUUGACGUUUUGAGCCACAUUUAUGAAGCACUUUCGCGAACUUCCAAGCAUAUGGCCCGAAAAAAAAAGCUCGACUUUCUUCAUAUUCUGCAUUUUUAUUGAUCUUUCGAAGCUUUUUUCUAUUCGUUUUAACAUUUCCUCCUUUAAAGAAUUGUUUCUGUACGAAAAAAAUUAUGAGCAAUUAGUCAUCGGCCGAAAACUUGGACUGAAACGUAGAAAGUCGCGUGAACGGCGCCUGAUGACUCAACGACGACAUCGCCACUGGCCUAUCAUCCUUUUUUGUUUCUCUGAGUGGCCACCAGCGAAAAAAGGAGGAGAAGAAGAGAUUUCGAAGAGAAAACGCGGAAAAAAGUGACCAAAAAGCUGUUGAGAGAAAUACUCUGCGUAAUAGAUGGCCGCCGUGCCGCUCUUAUGUUCGACCUGCCACUUUUUUCUCCUCGAAAUCCCCUUUUUCUGUCUCUUAUUGACCUCUAAAAUGUUUUAUUUCCCUGUCAUUGUUUCAAGUUUUUGGGAAUAGAGAAAGUUUUUGCACGAAAGACUUUUUAGGGAUUUUUUGAGUCCUUAUAACUAGCUCACGUAUGCAUUUUUUAGAAGCUUUUUUGAAAUUCGAAUUUUCUUCUAAAAAUGAGGACUGUGUAAUAUUUUUUCUUUCAAAAAAGGUCGUUUCAGUGUGCAGCUUUUAUAUGUUUUACCCCAAAAACCUCGGUUUGAAUGAAAAUCUGUUUUACCUCAGCAAACUUUUGAUUUUCUAGUUGUGAAUUCUCCGAUUUUUUCAUUUCUUUCGAAGCUCACGUCUGUUAAAAAUGAAAAACUUUGAGCUCUAGUAAAAGUUUCAAACGCCCAAUUUUUUCAAAACAGAACCCAAAUGGUCUAAUAAAUAGAAUGAAGAUUUUUCUGAUCUUUUCUCUUUGUCAUUAUUUAUGACCUAAGUGACGAUCAAUAAUACGUCAAUUUCCGAGCUCAUGUCGCAAAUCGCGGAUAUCAGCCGCCAUUGUGUUUCCUCCGAACCUCAGGCGGCGCAAUAGAUGGAUCAUAUUCAUCACUCGGCUGUUUAUACAUCUUUAUGAGCUAUUCUCCGCACUUUUUCCCUGAUUUUUCGAUAAUUCUCCCCGAGAGUGUUUACCUCUUGUCGAACAUAUCCGAAAGUGCCAUAAGAGCGCAGGUCGCCCUACACGGAAAUCUGAGCGGCUGGCCGAGUGACAAGUAAUUGCGCGCUUUGCAACUCAUCUGCGUCGAACACAAAAGGCGCCAAUGGCUAUGUCCGUGAUUUCAUUACGCGCAACCUCCUUUAUCCCGUCCGCAACGUUUCUGAACGUCCGGCGAAUUCCGUCGUUGACAAGUUUUUUUUUGCACUCCAUUUUGAUAUCAAUCAAACCCGAAUUCCCGUUGUUUUUUAGACAGAGCCAAAUCAAAGGAUGCUGCUUUUUUUUCCGAGAAGUUCUCAAAAAUGGGUAAAAAACUUUACUAGGAAAUUUUUUAAGUAGGAUUAUUAGAAGUAUUCUCAGAUUAGCUUCAAGAGAACAUCUGAACAAGGUUUCUUCCAUUUUUCAAAAUUGAAACAUCAGAAAACUUCUAGUAGGCGUUUUUACAUUUUUUUUUCAACUUGACAUUUUUUACUUGAAAACUUAAAAAAACAUUGUAGGAAAAUUUUAUUCAAAGCUCGCUUUCUGAUUAUCAAUAGAGCGGUAAGCACGUCACAGUUGUUUUUUUCCCAAGCUACAAUCGCCUAAGGCUUUUUCCCUCAGCUAUUUUCCGAUACUCUUAUUAGUCCUAUUCAUAAAUCUUAUACUCCUUUCUAUACUCCUUAUGUCUGCGAUAUGAUCAUGGAAACUUUUUUCACUACAAAAAACGCGAAACCCGUGUUUUCGUGAAUAAAUUAAGGAAUUUGGGUUAUAAAAAUUUUACGGUGUUUCAUUUGGACAUCCUUUCUCGAUUUUAUGAUCCUACCCCUUUUCUUCCAUCUUUACUUUUUUUUUUUUUGGGUACCACUAUCUUUUUGCAAUGCUUUGUUUACAACUCAUUUUUCUUUCAUAAAACCUUUUUUCCUACCGCACAUCUCAAAGCCAAUAUCCGUCGCUGUUUGCCAUUGUUUAAACGCUUUUUUUUCGACGACGAAAACCUUUUCACAAGCCGUCUUUUUCUUCUUUUCAACAUUCGAGAUCCCAGGAAGAAAGAAUCGAGUGGUUUUAUACGAAAAUAUAAUUUCGAUUCCCUUCAAACAAUAAAAAAAUCAUGAAAAUCUUUUUUUUUUGAUAAUGCGCCAAAUGGGAGGAAAUUGAUGUUAUGGAAAUGUCGGCGACGUGCAUCAGUCAUUCGUUUGAUAUUUUGUCUCUCCUAAUCAUCUUUUUUCUUGGUUUUUCUGUUUUCCAGACUUUUUGAAGAUAGUUUGCAGUGUACGAAGAUGUGGUGGGGGUGUCAGAUGAGAGUUUGAAAAAUCCUAUUUUUUUUUUUAAUUUCUCCUUGUUUGAAGCAAUCAAUUUUUCAGAUUGAUAGCCUUCGAGAAACAUAAGAAGAAGUAGCAUAGUAUUUUUUUUUAUUGCUCAAAAGUUAACCCCGAAGCUUCAAAAAUAUGAUUUUGGUCAUUACGAAGAUUUUAUGGUCAUGUAAAAAGCUGACGAAACACUCAUGAAUGGAAUUGUUAAAAAUUAUAUAAUCUUCAUCCUUUUUUUCCGAGAAAGAAAUUUAAGGCUGUUCAAUAUUCGAUUUUUUGAAGAAUUGCAUUUUUCGAGUAGAUCAACUUUCUGUGCAAAGGCAAACCUUCAAUACAAAUUUUGGAAACGAUUUCUCUUAAAAAUAAAAAAGGGACAUCCGAAUGAAAUUUGCACCUUCGUAUUGUCCUUCCCUGGAUGCAGGAAGGAAGCGUUCGACAUGAAGAGACGUCUCAUAUUUUAUCGGAUCUCCGCCCCCUUUCAGUUGUCUCGUCAUUUCCAGCUUGCUUCCCCCCAUCCGAAGCGAUAUUUCGGUGCUCGCGUUCCUCGUUGAUCUCGACGCGUCCAUUCAUUUUGGAGUUUUUUGCCCGGCCAAUUCUCUCCUCUGUCCUCUACAUAUUCCUCUUACUGACCAGCUCUUUUUCUCUGACUUUUGAGUCCGCCGCCGGCUUUUUCCCUCUUUUUUCAAUCUAGAACUUAUCCGCGCAUGUUUCCUUCUUGUUUAAGAGGAAAUGACUUUUUUUUUGCGUGGUAUUUCGUUUUUUGAGAGCUUUGGACUUUUUUGAUGCGUUCAAUCACGAGUUUUUAAUGAGAGAAUUAAAUCUUACUUUUAAAUAUUUUAUCUCUUAACAAGUGAUGUAAUUUAAUUGAUUAAAAUAUUUUAAAAUAAGUAAGAAAAAUUCAAAUUAAAAUAAGUGGAAAAUAAGUAAACUAGUUUAAAAUCGACUCCCGUUAAGUUUCGAUGGAUUUGUACAGAAGCGAACUUUCAUUAAAAUCCCUUUUUUUUUCAUUGUAUGAAGAUUUUUCUCGAAAUUUCACAAUCAAGAACCUUUCAAUAACUAAAACUUUUCUUUUGCAGAAUUCCGCGCCAAAAUGGGCGACCAGCUGAAGUGCUUGGGCGACCGAACGGACGUCCAAGUGGCCAGUCUCAGCGAAUUGCAGGUUUUUCUUCGCUAUUUUUUCCCUGCCAUCCUGGACUUUUUGCAGGAGUUUUUUCGACGCCGCGGGGAGUUGGAAGCGGAACAUGCUGGACGCUUGGAAAAGUUGGCCAAGGGGAUCGCUCAGAAACACAAAACUGAGCGGGGAAGGUUCGCUUUUUUUUUUGCUUUUUUUUUGUCGGAAUCAGGAUGAAUGCAUGGAAGUUUCCUCAUUAAAAAGCAUUAUGGAAGUUCAGGCUUUUUUAAUUCCUUAUUCAGUUCAUCAAUUAGAUGUAAAAAACCCUUUUUCCAAAAAUAUUGCUUUUUCUCAACGUUUAUCCAGCCAACCCUUUGAAUUUUUCCAACUUUACCAGGUUCGAUUUGCCCUUACUCUGAAAAUUUUCUCAUUUUCUGUAAGCCUCCCCUUUUCCACACUCUUUUUUCGAUUAUUUCGUUUUGUCGUCGUGUUUUUUUUUUGUCGAAAUUUUCUGAGACCUUAGGAAAGUUAACUAUUGAUUAAGUGAUGGUAAGAAGGAAUUCUGGGUCCCCGAAUAUUCGUGAGCGUUAAUUGUGCAUACACCAAUCUUGGGGGCUCGAAUCUUUGAAAACGAUUUUUGGGGAUAUUCACCUCUUUUUUGAAUCUUCAUCUUUUUUCUUUCCUUCAUUUUUUUUUCCUUUGUCGUUUUAUUAUGAAGAUGCCGUGUUUCGACCACAAAUGAACACUGUGUGAUUUUUUUCAACUAGCUUUUUAUCAAAUAAUGCGUCUUUCUCGCAUACAUGUAGUCAAAUAUUCGCUGCAGAACGCCUACCACAUUUUCAUUCACUCUGUGUACAUUCUCCAUCAACUUCUAUUUACAAAAAAAAUUGGAAAAACUAUAAAAAAUCAGAAAAGUAAGUGAAUAUUCUCAAGAAUCGUUUUCAAAGAUUCAAAUUUUCAAAGAUUCGAGCCUCCAAGAUUGGUGUAUGCACAAUUAACGCUCACGAAUAUUCGUGGACCCAAAAUUCCUUCCUACCAUCGAUUAAGUAUAACUAUCACUACGAUUUUCACUUAAUUUUUUUUUCUGAAAAUAGAUUCAAAAACUUCUAAAAUAUUAGAGUAAUUCCUCUCAUAGUUCGAGACUUUGGGUAUCGAAAAGAGAUUAUAUAUAAUUUACGAGUGUCGCGGAAUAUGCGCUAAAUUCCAUUGUUGGAGCCCUCAGCUCUCCAUCUUUUGAUUUAUAGCCCGACGUGUUCCGAGCUUAUGAUCGCUCCUUGACUUUUUCCAGAACUGCUAUACUUGGAAAUUUCGAAUCCGUAGUUUCUGAACCUUUAUGGAGGUUAGGUUGAUUUCAAGGAGACAAAAAAUAGAAAAAAAGAGCGUCAGUAUUUUUAGGCAUCCAUUUCGAGACCUAUUUUUCAAUUGCGGUUAUGAUCCUUUAAAGUUCUGCAUGGAUGUCCUAAACCAUGGCACAUUAAAAAAUAUAGGGAAGACAAAAAACUUAUGAAAACUCGUAACGUUCGCCAAUAAAACUAUUUGGAUGAGGCCCGCGUGUGGGUAACCCCGCAAGUGUGGGAACCGCGACACCAUAUGGCAUUUUGGACCAAAGACACACACCGAAAUGCGCCACACGACACCCCGUCGACAAUGUAUUCAACUCCGACCGCGGGCUCCGAAUUUGUUCCCACGUUCCUGGGAACCAUUCCUCUUGAGAAUAGUUAAGCAAUUCUUGAAGUUGCAGUCCGUAUUAAAAUAGAUAUGGCUCCUUUUUGAUGGCUCUGAAAGUUGGAGAAGGAAUGAUAAAGAAUAUUGCUAAAAAAAAUACAAAUAAACUGCAAAAAACGAGCUUGCAGUGCUUAACAAGCAUGUUCGCUCCAAAAAAACAUUUUCUGGGUAACUAGUCACACCCGGACAUCUCUGAGCAUUUCUAGUGAUCCCUUUAGAGACGUCAGCCUUUUAAGUGGCAACUUGAAACGCUCGAAACGACGGCUUUGCGUUACUGACGUCCGAUCAAAUCGUUUAAGAUUUUGAAGCGAGUUUUCACGGUAUCCAGAUUAUUUUUGCUUCAGCUAUACUUGGAUGAUAAGGCUGAAAAAAGUACCAUAUUGAAGGGAAGUGAGAGCAAUGAAUUACUGAAGAGAUUAAAAAUAAGAUCCUUGAUAUAUUAUUCGAAAAAAUCAAUCUACUUGAAACACAGGAGUUUGGAGAUGGCUGGUUUGAGUAAAUAUAUUUUUUAUACACUUCUUCCGAGUUUUUUUAUACACUACUUCCGAAAUAUGACCCAUUUAUCUUCUAUUUUCUCCAGACGAGAGGCUUGGUCGCAACACACCUCCUGUACUGUUUGGCAGACUCUGGUCGAUCAGACGAAAGAUGAGGCGAAGAAAAGAAACGUAGGUCAUUCCUGGUUGUUCAGAUCAUUUUAUCUCUUUGCAGAAUUUGGCCGAACUUUUCAGUAAGAAAAUCACAGCGAGUAUCGAGUCGCGAUGUGAAGAUCUCGUCAAAUUGUCCAAGAGGGUUCGAACUUUAACCUUCGUCUCAAAAAACUUGUUUUUCUUUUUCAGUGUCGUGAAAUCGGCUCAUAUUCACACAAUGAGCUCAACCGGGUACUCAACGAACUUCACACGGCUAUGAAAACCUAUCAGGUGUGUGAAAUUUUAAGUAAAUGCAAAAAUUAAAUUUUUUGCAGCUUUGCUACGCAGAAUAUUCGGGUGUGGAAAGAAAAAAGCGGGCGGCUGAAGAUGAUAAGCGAAGAUAUGAAGAUGCGAAUCCGCAGAGGUUCGAGACAUCCAGGAAACACAAGCAGCUCACGAAAUAUCUGAAAAAGGUUGGUUGUUUUAUCCUGAAAUGAAAAGAGAGAAUUGGCGAGUAUAAUAGACUCCAGAGAAAUGGAGUUUUUCUGUGGCCUCUAAUCAGAUUUUGUUUUUACUAAAGAAUCAAAAAUUGUUGGAAACAAACUGUGCACUGCAGAAAGGCCAGAGAAAUAUUUUUUUAAAAUUUUUCUCUGAUUCUUUUAGUCCGUCGACACUGUUUUUCUUCGGCAUUAUUAAUGAAGUAAGAGAGUAACGCUGUGAUUGAGAGAGAUCAGAGAAAUUGUUUCCUAUAUUUCUUUGACGUCUCUUCUGACCACCGCUACUCUCUGUGCGUUCAUUAUCUCUUCAAAUUUCUUUUCAAUUCUUCUGGAUUUAAAAUGGUUGUUAAAAGUUUUUUGUAUUCUGAAACUACUUGAAGAUGGUCUUAGGGAAAGCUUCUAGAUCUUCCCUUAUUUUUUACCUUUUUAUUUCACCUUUAGUUGAUUUUUGGUAAAAUUUUACUUCGUCUAUGAUUUCAUUUGACUUUCAUCCUUUCUCCGAUAGUUGAAUUCUCUUUUUCGAUUAAAAAAAAAUCUUCUUAAGGAACCUUCUUACGGCCUCUUUGACUCUUUUUGAGUAACAUAUCUAUUUUCAGAGAGAAGAAAAGUACGAAUCAGUACGUGUAAAGUGCACAAAAGCGCGCAACGAAUACCUGCUCUGUGUGAAGGCCGCCAAUGCUGCUCUCCAUAGGUUUUUUUUCUUCAUCUUAACGGAAAAACCAAUAUAUUUCGAUUUUAAGGUUCUUCGCCCAAGAUUUGUCUUAUAUCAUCGAUUGUAUGGACCUUGGAAUGGAUUUCUGGCUCCGGACGAUGCUUGGUAAGAGAUUACUUUUGCCAGAGUUAACUUUAUGGGAACAUUUCGGAUAGAGGUGAUUGGAAGAAUUUUUUAGAUGGAGUGUAAUUUUUAGUGAGUUUUAAUUGAUUAGUUUCAUUUCAAGUUAUGUUGUUUCCAGUAAAUGAGUUUAACGUUUCUGUGACCUCUCAAAAUACUAAUAGUCUCAAUAAACAUGGUUGUUUGAGGAUUAAUCGUUCAAAACAAUGAGAAAGUGUAAAAAUACCAAAGAAAGCGGAGGAAAUGUAAGAAAUAGGAGAAUUUGUGAUUUCUGAAGCUCUUUUUAAAGUUCAUCAGAGUGUUUGAAAAAGCAGAAAACAAAUACCAACUAAGUUUUUAACCAAAAAGUUCCUUUUUGUAUAGUUUUCAAUGGAAACCGCUUUGUGUGGCUUAAAAUACUUGGUGAUUCUAAUUUUGUGAGAAAACCAUACACGGCAUUUUUAAAAACUACCUCUCAGGAGUUCCUAGUUCAUAUUUAAUUCUGAGGCUAAAACUUUUUUUUUGUCAAUACUAGAGAAGAAAACUUCAUGAGUUGAAGAACACUUCAUGAGUUUUAAGAGAAACAAGGUUUACAGCAAAUAAUUUUUUCCAGAACAAGUGAUCGACGAGCGAAAACGAGUGGCCCAUGCCGAAAUGGACGCCUUGGCCGAGUUAGGAACUCUGAGGUCCAGCGUCGAUUCCAAGGCCGACAAACAGCGAUUUUUCGAGGCCAACCACAAUCUUUUCAUGCUCCCCAAGCAGUUUGAAUUCCGGUUUCCCUACUAUCAUCCUGUAUUGAUUAUAACUUUUUUGCUUCAGUCCGCAGCUCGGCGACGACAUUUGCGAGGUCUCGGCUGAGCAGACUUUGUCUCAGGACCUCAUGCAGAGACAGUGGCAGAUCGAGAAACGCCUUGACAACCUCAGAUUUGAAACGGACGAGGUUUUUGCGGUGCUUUGAAAGGAAGAAUGUUUGAUGGGAAUUCAGGUUUGGAAGACCUUGGAAGCCUCGGAGAAGCAGAUCCUGACUCUUUAUUCGAACGGAUCGGAUGAAGACAUGGCCAAGUCGCGGGAAAGUCUUCUCGUCACUUAUCAGUAUUAUAUGAAGGUUCGUUAGGACAUUCUAAGUUGACGAGACCUUAUGAAUCGAACUUUAAGUUUUUUAAGAAGUUCUAAUUUAUUUCUGAAAUUUUAUUUUAUUCCACAUUUUUUUGCCUCGGUGGAACUUCUUUUGUAAUACACUUUUAAUUAUGGUUUUGUUUCAAAAAGAGUUAUAAAUUAAAAUUCUUUAUCAAGGAAUGCUUUUGAGUUGUACCAAGCAUUUCAUUUGGAAAACCGUUUUUUUUUUCAUUUUUUUUUCUUUUUGUAUAACUGCAAGCUUAAGUUAAAAACUUGGAAAGAAAUCGGCCAUUUUGAGUGGAUGCUUUGCACAUGGGUUCUUCAUAAUAACUCAAAACUUCUUUUGCAGAAGUUCGAGGUCUUCCUCCUGAACGGAAACCUGAUAGAACGGCUGGAGGCGAGAAGCCACGCCAUCGGAGAGGCCCUCGAACGGCACGGCCACGACGUGACGAAGGCCAGCGAGCUGCGAGGCCAAUGCAACAACGGCCCCUCGACCAACGGCCUUCUCGGCGGCGCGAAUCCUUCCACGGCGACCCUCUCCAACGACGUCAAACGUCGCGCCAAACGCAUCGGCCGCGUCAUGGGCGACGACAAUCGACCGCGUCCCAAGCUCUUUGGUACGUUUUCUGAAGAACUGAUUUCAGCAGAAAGAUAGGAAAUUAAUAACUUUGAGUUUACUUGACCUAAUUCUCUCAAUUUUGAAGUUUUUUUUUGAAACCUUCCUGAAAAGAUCCAUUUUCUAUCCUUCCAGGAGGAAGCUUGGACGAGUAUGUGGAAGCGACCGGCGAGCCGAUCCCUCUUUUGGUCGUCUCAGCCGUCCGUUAUUUGUCCCGCUUUUCGCUGCGGAACCAAGGGCUUUUCCGUGUCAGCGGCUCUCAGUCGGAGAUUAAUCGGUUCAAGGAUUCUUACGAAAGAGGUUAGUUGUUUCUACAAGCUAUUGAAAAAGCAAAGAAAAAAUCUUCAACAUUUUUUUUCUCAACGUUUCAUUUUAAAUUUAUGUUUUAUAUUUUCUUUAAAAGUUUUUCUAAUGAUCAGAGCGUACUUUGGAGCCGGAAGACAAAGAAGAAGAAAAAAAUUUUGCUUCAAUUUUUUUUUCAAUUUUAACAAAUAGAACGGUCCAGGGCAAUGAAUUCAUUUUUUUUAGGCGAAGAUGUCUUUGCCGAUUUGGUUGAUGGAAGCGAAUCAAACUCGGUGGCCGGAGUCUUGAAACUUUAUCUGAGAGAACUCCGCGAACCGAUCUUCCCGAUAUUCCUCUUCGAACAGUUUUGCAACUGCGCUCAGGCUACAACUCCAGCUGAGUUCAUAUGCCAGGUCAGUUGAUUUUAAAGCUCUUUUCACCCAAAAAGAUUAAUUCAGACGCGAGAACUCGUCUCGAAACUCCCUCUCUCACACGUUCUUCUCCUGCGUUUCCUGUUCUCUUUCCUUUCCCAUCUGUGUGAAUUCGCCGACGAGAACAUGAUGGAGCCGCCGAGUAUGGCAAUUUGCUUCGGGCCGACCCUUUUGCCCAUUCCCGAGGGCAAGGAUCAGGUAAUGACUGUUUUUUAGUCAUUUAUGAAGGAUUUAAAAAAAUCAGUUCAAAAGAUUUGGCUUUUUGAAAUACUAGACGGUACAUUUUUGAGACUUUUACAUAUUGAAUUAAUAAUUUUGUUAUGCAUCUGAAGUAAGUUUAGUAUUUUCGAUUUCUCAAAAUUAGGACAAGAUGUUUCCGAUAAAUUUGUAUAGCAAGAGGUUCGUAGAAGGUUAUCGAACAAGUUUUAAGAAAUUGCAAUUACUUUUAAAGUCACCUAGAUAGGUUGGACGUGCGAAAAUAUAAAAGUGGUCGUAGCCCACGUCAGCCAUCUUUUCUCACAAGAAAAGUUUCAAAUUUUACAGGUUUUCUACCAAAACUACGUCAACAAGUUGGUGCAGUACCUGAUCAUUCACGCGGACGAAGUCUUUCCGCGAGAUCUUGCCGGCCCGGUUUACGACAAAUACGCAUUGCAAGUGCCGAACGACGCCGAAGAACUGGGCUACAUUGAGGAUGGGUUCGUCGAUUUUGUUAUUGAUCUUCAUUUUUUCAUAGAUUGCUUUUUAGCUGUUUUGAAACAUGACAAAGGUUCUGAAACAGGUUUUGACACAAAACGUAAAGUUUGAUACUCAGCUGAGAACGCUUCCCUAGGAUUUUAAUAAUCGCACUGGAAUGAAUGACAAGUGUGAAAUUUCAGAGAGCCGAUGUCCGACGACGAAGAAAACCAUGGUCAUCUGAUCAACGACGGCAAGGCCCAACAGUUGGGCCUUCUGCGCGCCGACGCCAACCACAACCACCAUCAGAACGGCGUUCAGUCGAUGCUCGACUCCACCUACGACACCGACAUGACGUCGUCUUCGACGGCGAUGAUAGCCAUGAACGAACAGCCGACGUCGUCGCACUCCUCUCCGCGCGAUCGCAACGACCUGGACAGUCAGCCGCCCAGCGUCUCCAGUCGCUCUUCGAACCGAUCUUCCAAUCUCGACAACUACUUCCGCAGAAUGUCGGAGGAUACCAACGGCGUCAGCUCGGUCAAGGUCGAAAUGCAGCAUCGGCUGGCCAACGAACUCAGCGCCAUGUUCAAACACGAUCGCACGUCUCCGGCGAUGGCUAUUCUCAGGUUUGUCUAAUCAAUAUUUGAAGAUUUGAGAACAAGAAAACACGUCUUGAAUGCAUAAACAUUGUUCUGUUCUCGGUCUAAAAGAAGGCAAAAAUUAUUUUACUCGUCCCUUAACCUUUUUUUGACCGCGACGACUUUCAGACACUCAAACGCCGCUCCUCUCUGGGAAUCGAACGAAGCAGUGCACGAAGAGCGUGACUAUGUAUCCCCUCCUGCUCUCAUCUCGGCCCAACUCGCCUCGACGUCUUCUGACCGCUUCCUCCGCACGUCUUCAAAGCCCGUCGCUCCCAGCAACGACUACCACGAAAUCGACGCUCUUGAAGACGUCGUCGCAAUGACGACGGACCAUGAUCGCUUCGGAAAGUACUCUUCGGGACGCGACUUGUACGCUCCGAUCCAACCUCGAGCCACCACGAUGCCUCCCGUCACGGCCACUGUCUCUCAAAGUUCCAUCGCCUCCAGCUCCAAUUCAGUUGCUGGCACCACUUAUGGAGGUUCUCAUCGUCCGAAUUACUGAUUUCAAGUAGAAAUUUCAGUCCGAAUGGUCGGAAAACCUUCGCUGCGAGACCAGCUUCAAAUGAUUCGCAAAGAAAAGUGCAACGGACGAGAGGACGGAAAGAUCUUUGCAACGUUUAAAAAUAAUAGUUUCUGAAGAAAAUUACAUUGCUGUUUACAGAAAUGAGCCAAACUUUGGCCGAAAAACCAGCCAAGACACGAUUGUUCUUGAUGCUCGCGGUAGUAUCGACUCCAGGUUGAACCGAAACUUUUUUUAAAAGUUCAAUUAAUUUUUCAGUAAUUCUGGCAACUCCGAUUUGAUCCGAAAAAUGCCGUUUGACGGCAACAAGAAAGGCUCCGUCGACCAGUUGACGACUUCUUCAGAAUCUCCAUCUCCUACUUUGCCGCCUGCUAUUUCUGCCACUUCUGAUCAUAUCAAUAUUUUGAGGUAUAUAUUUUCUAAGAAACUUGCUGGGUUUUUUUCUAUAAAAGCGAGGUGAACCUCCUGAAGGUCCCGAAACGAAAAGCCCUUUUUCAAAUUUCUGGUCAAAAAUCACUCAUUUCUAGCCUUCUAGAGGUUUUUUCUUUAAAAAAGACUUUUAAUGAUUUUCAUGGCGAUCCCCAUUGUACACAUGACAAAAUAAGACAUUUUCACUUUUGGAACUGACCAAUAUUUAAUUUUAAUACUUUAAAAGGCAAGGGGCGUUGAAAAGAAACAUAAGAUGGACAAAAAUGUCGAAGAAAAGAGAAUUCGAUUUUCUUUAGCAAGUUCCGAAAAUUUUGAUUCAAGCGGACAUAUAACAAGGAUGUUCUUACAGAAACAACGACCAGCCUGACGUCAUCUCUUCGUCGAAGCCGCGCGCGAUAUCGCCAACCCUCGAAGAAAUGGUCGCCGUUUUCAAUGCCACUCGCCUCGAUUAA